Molecule: messenger RNA, 1235 nt
Organism: Sabethes cyaneus
Lineage: Eukaryota; Metazoa; Arthropoda; Insecta; Diptera; Culicidae
Gene: Sgf29
Product: SAGA-associated factor 29
Exons: 2
Coding region: 86-958 (290 amino acids)
Cellular component (GO): SAGA complex
Source: RefSeq, a predicted model, not a curated record
UACCUACUUGUAAAGAAAUUUUUUAACAAUAUAUAGAGCAUCAAAUGUUGUUAGAUUAAACAUUGGUCGGAAUACACACCUAAAAAUGCCAUUAACAGCAGAACAAGCGAUGCUACAAGUGCAGGAGCGCCUUCGUGCCCUGAAAUCACUGAUCAUUGAAAUUGAAAAUGAGCGCAAGAGAAAUGAGCCGAAUAUAGUCAACUCCAUUCGUUUAGCCAAGAUGUCGAAUGAUGAAAAGUCAUCAUCUUUAAAUCAUAAACUUAAAUCCGUUUACAAAAUCGGCCUUCAAGAUGCGAUUCAAGAAGAGAAUCUAAUUCGUCAAGCAUUGGCAAAAAUCCAAGACAUUCGCAAUAUACGCAAUGAACGCCGGAUUCAAGCGCGGAAUGCCGGAAAUAAGGAAACCAUAAGAAGAGGAGCCCUAAUGAAAAUGUUACAAAUUUCUGCUCAGACACUGCCUCUUUUUGUCAGCAAACCUGGCGAAAAAAUUCCGGCACUUUGUGGAAGUAUACCUGCAGAUAACAGUUACGUGGCUAAACCAGGAGAUAUGGUUGCAGCACUUGUUAAGGGUCUUGAAGAUGAAGAGAACUGGAUCCUAGCAGAGGUCGUUCAAUAUAUAUCAUCUGCCAAUAAGUAUGAAGUGGAUGAUAUUGACGAGGAACAAAAGGAUAGACACAUUUUAAGCAAGCGGCGUAUUGUACCCCUACCAUUAAUGCGAGCGAACCCGGAAACAGAUGGUCAGGCCCUAUUCUCUAAAGGCACCACCGUAAUGGCCCUUUAUCCACAAACUACAUGUUUUUAUAAAGCUGUAAUCAAUCAACUGCCUCAAACAGCAAACGAAGAAUAUGAAGUUCUUUUUGAAGAUCCCACAUAUGCGGAUGGUUAUUCUCCACCAUUGCACGUUGCUCAGCGAUAUGUGAUUGCCAUUAAGCAAAACAAAAAGGUUAGCGCUAGCUCCUGACAGUCCUCUGUCCAGCAGACGUCAACUGCAAGCAGCUCUACUAGUGCGUCCACAUCAUCUGUUGGAAAAUCGACUAUUACACCUGCUACUGGACUUGUGAGUGGUUCAGCAGGAUUGCCUGCUAUCGGUGACUAUAGUGGCAAUUUCGUAUCGAGUGGUUGUUUGUUACCACCCAAAGAGGAACAUUUGAUGGAACCAUUUAUGACUGAUGGGCAGUUCUAAAGAUGUACCGCAUAUCCAUACUGAUCAAUUAUAUUACAUUUAUAUUAAUAAAUAC